CUCGGGGGGGGGUGGAGCCGCCGCCGCCGCUGCCGCCGCAGCUCCGGUCGGGAUUUGAAAGAUUAAAAACUCCUGGUGGAGAGGGUGGCGGCGUUGAAUGUGUGGCGGAAGCGCUGUGGGCUACGGCUCGGCGCCGGGCCGGGCAGCCGGCGGCAUUUCCACAGCAUGAAUUACCCGGGCCACGGGCCUCCGCGAAACCCCGAGCAUAACGGCCGGGGCGGCGGCGGUGCCGCCGCUUGGGAGCUGGGCUCGGAUGCGGGGCCGGUGUUCGGCGGCGGCGUCUGCUGCUUCGACCACCUGCCCGCCGGGGACCCGGGCGACGACGAGGUGCCCCUGGCCCUGCUGCGCGGGGAGGCCGGGCUGCAUUUGGCGUCGGGAGCGGAGGACCACAACCACCACCUGGCGCUGGACCCCUGCCUCAGUGACGAGAACUAUGACUUCAGCUCGGCCGAGUCGGGCUCCUCGCUGCGCUACUACAGCGAGGGCGAGAGUGGUGGCGGCGGCAGCUCCUCGUCGUUGCACCCGCCGCAGCAGCAGCCGCUGGUCCCGACGAACUCGGGGGGCGGCGGGGUGGCCGGAGGGGGGCCCGGGGAGAGGAAGCGCACCCGGCUUGGCGGCGCAGCCGCCCGGCACCGCUACGAGGUGGUGACGGAGCUGGGCCCGGAGGAGGUGCGCUGGUUCUACAAGGAGGACAAGAAGACCUGGAAGCCCUUCAUCGGCUACGACUCGCUCCGCAUCGAGCUCGCCUUCCGAACCCUGCUGCAGGCCACCGGGGCCCGGGCCCGGGCGCAGGACCCGGACGGCGACCAUGUGGGCGGCCCGGCCUCCCCCGCGGGGCCGGCCUCCAGCUCCGUGGAGGACGACGCCGAGGACCGCGUCUGCGGCUUCUGCCCGCGCAUUGCGGGGCACGGGCGCGAGAUGGAGGAGCUGGUGAACAUCGAGCGGGUGUGUGUGCGGGGCGGCCUCUACGAGGUGGAUGUGACCCAAGGAGAAUGCUACCCGGUGUAUUGGAACCAGUCCGAUAAAAUACCAGUAAUGCGUGGGCAGUGGUUUAUUGAUGGUACUUGGCAGCCGCUAGAAGAAGAAGAAAGUAAUUUAAUUGAGCAAGAACAUCUUAGCCGUUUUAGAGGUCAGCAGGUGCAGGAAAGUUUUGAUAUUGAAGUGUCAAAACCCAUAGAUGGAAAAGAUGCUAUUCAUAGUUUCAAGUUGAGUCGAAACCACGUGGACUGGCACAGUGUGGAUGAAGUGUAUCUUUACAGUGAUGCAACAACGUCUAAAAUUGCGAGAACAGUUACUCAAAAACUGGGAUUUUCUAAAGCAUCAAGUAGUGGGACCAGACUUCAUAGAGGUUAUGUAGAAGAAGCCACAUUAGAAGACAAGCCAUCACAGACUGCCCAUAUUGUAUUUGUUGUGCAUGGCAUUGGGCAGAAAAUGGACCAAGGAAGAAUUAUCAAAAAUACAGCCAUGAUGAGAGAGGCUGCAAGAAAAAUAGAAGAAAGGCAUUUUUCCAACCAUGCAACACAUGUUGAAUUUCUGCCUGUUGAGUGGCGGUCAAAACUUACUCUGGAUGGAGACACUGUUGAUUCCAUUACUCCAGACAAAGUGCGAGGUUUAAGGGAUAUGUUAAAUAGCAGUGCAAUGGACAUAAUGUAUUAUACUAGCCCACUUUAUAGAGAUGAACUAGUUAAAGGCCUUCAGCAAGAGCUGAAUCGAUUAUAUUCCCUUUUCUGUUCUCGGAAUCCAGACUUUGAAGAAAAAGGGGGUAAAGUCUCAAUAGUGUCACAUUCCUUGGGAUGUGUAAUCACUUAUGACAUAAUGACUGGCUGGAAUCCAGUUCGACUCUAUGAACAGUUGCUGCAGAAGGAAGAAGAGUUGCCUGAUGAACAAUGGAUGAGCUAUGAAGAACGUCAUCUUCUUGAUGAGCUCUAUAUAACUAAACAACGGCUGAGAGACAUAGAAGAACGGCUACACGGAUUGAAGGCAUCAUCUAUGACACAAACACCUGCCUUAAAAUUUAAGGUUGAAAAUUUCUUCUGUAUGGGAUCCCCGCUGGCAGUUUUUUUGGCAUUGCGUGGCAUCCGCCCAGGAAACACUGGAAGUCAAGACCAUAUUUUGCCCAGAGAGAUUUGUAACCGAUUACUAAACAUUUUUCAUCCAACAGAUCCAGUGGCUUAUAGAUUAGAACCGUUAAUACUGAAACACUACAGCAACAUUUCACCUGUCCAGAUCCACUGGUAUAAUACUUCCAAUCCUCUACCUUAUGAGUAUAUGAAGCCAAGCUUUCUUCACCCAGCAAAAGAACCUACCUCAAUUUCAGACAGUGAAGGCAUUUCAACAAUACCAAGCCCUGUGACUUCACCAGUCUUGUCCCGCCGACACUAUGGGGAAUCUAUAACAAAUAUAGGCAAAGCAAGCAUAUUAGGGGCUGCGAGCAUUGGAAAGGGACUUGGAGGAAUGUUGUUCUCAAGGUUCGGACGUUCAUCUGCAUCACAGCCAUCUGAGGCAUCAAGGGACUCUGUGGAAGACGAGAAGAAGCCGGUUGCCUCACCUCCCACGUCCACUGUGGCAACGCAGACCCUUGCACAUAGCAGUUCUGGCUUUCUUGACUCUGCAUAUUUCAGACUUCAAGAAUCGUUCUUUAAUCUCCCACAACUUCUUUUUCCGGAAAAUGUAAUGCAGAAUAAAGAUAAUACCCUCGUGGAAUUGGAUCACAGAAUUGAUUUUGAACUCAGAGAAGGCCUUGUGGAGAGCCGCUAUUGGUCAGCUGUCACAUCGCAUACUGCCUAUUGGUCGUCCUUGGAUGUUGCCCUCUUUCUUUUAACCUUCAUGUACAAACAUGAGCACGAUAAUAGUGCAAAACCCAACUUUGAUCCAGUCUGAACUGUUGAAGGACAUUAAUGGCCCAAAACUGAUUUCUUUCUGUUAAAAUAUAUGUGUCAACAUGUGGAAGUUUCAGGUUUAAGUAUGUUUCACUUUUGUUUAGGGUAAGAAAUAAUUGAAUUUAGAAGCACUUUAUUUUACUUUAAAAAACAAAACAAAUGUCCAGUCUGAAAGAAGUUAUUUAUAGUUUUCAUCAUUUUAAGUAUGAGUCUGACAGAACCCCCUGCAGAGAACCAAGCAAGACCUGCAAGUAAGGAGGACUUGGGUGGACUGCAAGGUUAUAAAUCACAAUCUAAUUUCUCCCAAAUAUAAAGGCAUAUUAAUGGGUUGAAUCUAAUGUAUUAACCAAAAUACGUUAUAAAUCUAAAAUGAUCAAGGUCAGGGUAUUCUACGUAAAGAUCACAAGGUGGUAUCAUUGUUUUCGAUUUCCAUGAAAGCUUCCAUUUCCACAAUUUCUUUGAAACAUGAGUAACAGAUCUUAAAUGUUUUGAAUUU
Molecule: messenger RNA, 3375 nt
Organism: Eubalaena glacialis (North Atlantic right whale)
Lineage: Eukaryota; Metazoa; Chordata; Mammalia; Artiodactyla; Balaenidae
Gene: DDHD1
Product: DDHD domain containing 1
Exons: 13
Coding region: 166-2880 (904 amino acids)
Cellular component (GO): cytoplasm
Molecular function (GO): glycerophospholipase activity; metal ion binding
Source: RefSeq, a predicted model, not a curated record